Messenger RNA from Nerophis ophidion (straightnose pipefish), 2351 nucleotides. It is a transcript of the gene tbx1, whose product is annotated as T-box transcription factor 1. The transcript is spliced from 8 exons. Gene Ontology annotation, molecular function: DNA-binding transcription factor activity, RNA polymerase II-specific; RNA polymerase II cis-regulatory region sequence-specific DNA binding. The coding region runs from base 258 to 1832 and encodes 524 amino acids. Lineage: Eukaryota; Metazoa; Chordata; Actinopteri; Syngnathiformes; Syngnathidae. Gene Ontology annotation, cellular component: nucleus. The record is from RefSeq and is a predicted model, not a curated record. Gene Ontology annotation, biological process: cell fate specification; regulation of transcription by RNA polymerase II; positive regulation of DNA-templated transcription.
UUUUUUUACGCGCGUCGUCGAGAUGCUUUGACAGCAGGACACUUUUUUUUUUAAAUGAGCCCAGCCAGGGAGGGCAAGUGCGGGGGUCUGCGCCUUUCUGCCGCGGGGAGACUUUUCCGGCGCACUUCGGCACCCACGGAGCGCCGCUGCGGGCAUGUGAGGAGGAGAAGUCCGUUUCGGGCGCACGAUCCUCGGCCUUGCGCGCAAGGGAAGCCGAGCGGGAGGAGGGGGAGGAGAAGGGGCGACUUUUCCGGCCUAUGGACGACGGUGGUGGUCCCCUCUCUCCCAGGGCGAAUGCGUUCAGUAUUGCCUCUUUGAUUUUUGCCGCAGAGCACGCAGGAAACGCGGCGGCUUUGGCGUUGGACGCGCCGAGGGUUGCUUUGCGCAAGGCGGACGCGGAGGAGCGCAGCGGCGCCAACAUGCACUACAGCACCGUCACGCGCGAAAUGGAAGCCAUUUCCAGUCCGUGGCUGACGCAGCUGUCCCAUUUUUGCGAUGUUGCAGCCUUCACCAGCAGUAGUCUGAGCAGCCUGAACACGCCGGCGGGAUAUCACCUGUCUCCGUCCCCCGGGGAUGCUUACACCCAGCAUGAAGCGCACUUCGAGCCCUGCCCGGCCGCGCAGCCCGCCUACAGCUACCCGCCCCCGCCGGUGCCUCCGCCGGCCGCGGCUCCGGGAGACCCCGCCGGGACUCCCUGCUCCUCGGCCUCGUCCUCCUCCACGCCCACGGGCAAGAACUUGGUGAAGAAGAACCCCAAGGUGACCAACAUUAACGUGCAGCUGGAGAUGAAGGCUCUGUGGGAUGAAUUUAACCAGCUGGGCACGGAGAUGAUCGUCACCAAGGCGGGAAGGAGAAUGUUUCCAACUUUCCAAGUGAAAAUAUUCGGGAUGGAUCCCAUGGCGGACUACAUGCUCCUCAUGGACUUCUUGCCGGUGGACGACAAACGUUACAGGUAUGCAUUCCACAGUUCUUCCUGGCUGGUGGCGGGCAAGGCUGACCCGGCCACGCCAGGGAGGGUGCACUACCACCCGGACUCCCCGGCCAAGGGCGCCCAGUGGAUGAAGCAAAUUGUUUCUUUUGAUAAACUCAAACUCACCAACAACCUCCUGGACGACAACGGACAUAUCAUUCUGAACUCCAUGCACCGCUACCAGCCCAGGUUCCACGUGGUGUACGUGGACCCACGCAAGGACAGCGAGAAAUACGCCGAGGAAAAUUACAAGACUUUUGUUUUCGAGGAAACUCGCUUUACUGCGGUGACAGCGUACCAGAAUCACAGGAUCACACAGUUGAAGAUCGCCAGUAAUCCUUUCGCCAAAGGCUUCCGGGACUGCGACCCAGAGGACUGGCCCAGGAAUCACAGGCCGGGCUCGCUGCCAAUAAUGAGUGCUUUUGCCAGAACAAGAAACCCAAUGUCAUCCCCGCCUCAGCAGAACGGAGCAGAGAAAGACGACAACAGGCGGGACUACGAGAGAGACCCCAGUGGAACGCCAAUCCAUGCCGACCCGGCCCACCAGCUCAUGUCCCGGGUCCUCAGCCCCGCCCUCCCGGUCCCAGGAGGCCUCCACACCGUCCCCCUCUCCGGUGGCCGCCCCAGCCCUCCCCACGACCUCCGCUCAGACCCUCACAGCCUAGCCCCGGACACCUUGCACCACCAUCCCUACAAGUACCCCACCAGCUACGAACACUACUUAGGGGCCAAGACCAGGCCGUCCCCUUACCCUUUACCCGGCAUCAGAGGACACACGUACCACCACCACAUGAACCCCGCCACAGCAAACAUGUACUCGGCCACCAGUGGGCCCUCAAACUACGACUAUGGCCCCAGAUAACGACUGCAAAGGGUGCCGUGCGUAGUGGAAACGGAACUUUCGUAGGGUCUGGUGCAACCCGCAGGGUGCGUUCACAGACUCCCCUGCUGUAUUUAUUUAAGCGAUCUCUGCAGGCUGCAAGGACACCGCUGACGUCACAACAACAAUCAGGUCUCCAACCCGAGCGGCGCAGACAACGGAGCCGGCAGAACGAGGAGGAGAACACGUUUGGUCACGGACUGGAAUUGAUUAUUAUUUUUGAUGUGUGUGUUGAAUGCACUUUUGGAUUUUCCUUGUUUCUAAAGCUUUCCGGAAAAAAAAAAGAAGAAGAAGAAGCCAUAUGUUAUAUAGUUCCUCCACCGUGUUGUUUGCAUGCUGAGGGUUGUCGGAACACUUCCGAUUUUGUUCUUGUCGGAGGAGAGAAGCGAAGGUGGACAUCGCCACGGCACUGACUCGCAGGAACUCUGAGUAAACCAAAAGAAGCAGAAUUACUCUUCCGUGUCUGUAAAAAUAAACGUUACGUUCUUGCAAUGCAGCAAA